Messenger RNA from Linum trigynum, 2314 nucleotides. NCBI's taxonomy places the organism in Eukaryota, Viridiplantae, Streptophyta, Magnoliopsida, Malpighiales, Linaceae. The record is from the annotation of a GenBank genome assembly.
UUUGUAAUCCAAGAUGCGUCUAUUGUUAAGAAUUUGUUUCAUUAUCAAUUGAAAGUAUUUCACAUUUUCUUUAUUAUUUACAUUUUGAUUAAUAGAAAUUUGUUGUUAAAUUUUUAAUUUUUUUUUUGUUUCCAUACAUGUAACACGUUAGGCGAAUCCCACAUCGACAAAGUACGAGAGAGAUCCAUGGUUCAUAAGUAGGAAAUUGACUUUAACUGACAAGACGCGUUUUGGGGUGAAAUGGAGGAGUUAUAGUGAGAACUUCGAAGUUAAACAUGCUCAGUGUGGAGUAAAACAAGGAUGGGUGACCUUAUGAGAAGUCACCUUGAAUUGCACCCCAAGUCAAAAACUUAUGAGGGUCGAAGAGGCCCAAAGCGGACAAUAUCUUCGUCGGGAAAAGAUUGGGGAUAUUACAACAACCAUGGGCGGGAAAGUGGGAAAAUGGAAUUGAAAAAAAAAGUGGGAAAACAUAAAGGUUUCACUUUCACCCCAAAUUCUCUCUAACCACGCAAAAUGGUAUUUUUUUUUGGUUUAUUUACAAUUAUAUUUGUGAUGUGUAUUGUAACAUCCUGAACCUUUUCCUGAAAAGAUAUUGUCGGCUUUGAGCCUCUACACUCGCACGGAUUUCGACUUGUGGUGCAAUUCAGUGUGACUUCCCAUAAGGACACUCAUCCUCGUUGUACUCCACACUGAGCACGUUUAACUUCAGAGUUCUCACAAGAACCCCUCCAUUUCACCCCAAAACACGUCUUGUCAUUUAAGGUCGGUUCACUACUUAUGAACUAUGAAUCACUCUCGUAUUUUGUCGGGAUUCGUCUAAUGUCUUACAGUUGUGGAGAGUGCAAAGAAGCCCAAACAGGAAAAAAAAAAAAAACUUUGGAAACGUAUUGGUCUCCGCGGUCUGUGGAUAAAAUAUUCUUGGCUGGGCCAAAACCAAAGCCUUAGGCAUCAGAGAUCUGACCGUACUCACAGUAAAAAGGAGCCCAUAUGUUGGAAGCCCAAGCCCAAGACAGAACCGAAUCGGAAUUGGACGUGAGAGACGGUGAGAGGGGCAAAAUCGUCAGACGGAAAAUUGCCCGAAAUCCGAUUCAUCGCCCCCUAUAUAAUCCUCGAUCCUCAAAAACUAGGGUAUAUAAGCUCCCCAAAUUCUCUCCGCCCAAAAUUUCCCGAACCCACACCGCAGAAUCAAACGUUCGAACGCCCAAACCUCCGUCGCCACCUCCAUCUGUAAAUCAUCUCUUCCCUUUCCUCCUCUCUUCCAUUUCCGAUUCCUGUCUCAAUUUCUUCCGGAACUUCCGAUUUCUCGCUUCUCCUAUCUCCGGUGUUUGCUUCCGUGCGAAUUCUUGUUCAUGUUUCCUCCGGUUGCUGAUCAUGAUGCUGGGGGUGGGGGAGAGAGUUUUGACUUGAUCGUCUUUCUUAUGCGUUUUCUGUUUGUUUGGUGUGCGCAGAUCUUUGGCUAGUUAUGGCGACGUUCGAGCUCUACAGGAGAUCGACGAUUGGGAUGUGCUUGACGGAGACUUUGGACGAGAUGGUUCAGAGUGGUACCCUCAGUCCGGAGCUCGCGAUCCAGGUCCUGGUUCAGUUUGAUAAGUCUAUGACUGAGGCACUAGAAACGCAAGUGAAGAGCAAGGUCACGAUCAAGGGGCAUUUACACACAUACAGAUUCUGCGACAAUGUAUGGACCUUCAUAUUGCAGGAUGCAUUAUUCAAGAACGAAGAAACCCAGGAGAACGUGGGCCGUGUUAAGAUAGUAGCAUGUGAUUCGAAGCUGCUCACACAAUGAGGUUCUGGGAAGCGAUGAACCCCAUUCGGUAACUCUUGAUGGUAAGGCGAGGAAGGAUGGGAGCAUGAUGAAGGAGCACUGAAACCGGGAACUAGUUUUACCAAAAUUUCAAAAGAAAAAAAGAAAAGAAUAUUGUUGUAUAGCCAUCAUCCAUCAUGAUCAUCAUCAUCUCAAACCCCUCUUAUCAUCUUGAUGUUUGCAAGAGAACAGAGAACUUCUGGCUCUGGAUUAUAUAUCAUGCUUUAUUUUGUAAGUUCUUAUCUUUUUUAAGACUUUCCGAGAAAUUAUCAAUGUUGUUAUGAGAUGAUGAGACAGAGAUGUAGUAGUGAAUUGAGAGUUGAGAAGUCCACUGUGGACUAUUAUUCCAUCAAUGUCAGUCUAUCAAUUGUAACGCCAUGAAUUCUUUUUCUAUACCCUCUACCGGGUGCUGUCUCGUGAAUUGUUUGCAGGUUAUUUCCUCUUCUGUUCAAGGGUUCUUUGGUUCUGUGUUUGUUCUUGGUCUGCAGCGUCUAACAAACAGGUUAAUCCAUG